Cornus florida is the source of this 1391-nucleotide messenger RNA. RefSeq names its product NAC domain-containing protein 83-like. Lineage: Eukaryota; Viridiplantae; Streptophyta; Magnoliopsida; Cornales; Cornaceae. Gene Ontology annotation, molecular function: DNA binding. The coding region runs from base 319 to 1119 and encodes 266 amino acids. The transcript is spliced from 3 exons. The record is from RefSeq and is a predicted model, not a curated record. Gene Ontology annotation, biological process: regulation of DNA-templated transcription.
UCUCCUCUCCCUUUCUCUCUCUAGACCCUCUCCUUCCCUCCUCAAACACACCCCCAACCCCAUUACUAUAAAGAACCCUCACUUCCCCUCUCUCUCUCACAUACCCACCCCUCCACCUUUUUCCUUCCCCCUCUCUUUCUCUCUCUUGUUCUUGUUCCCUCUUGUUCUUGUUAUCCUUUCUUGUUACCUAUCAUUUCACAAAUACUUAUUAUUCUCCUCUUAAUUGGGUUGUGAUUUGUGAGAGGUCUACUUUAUAAUUGUUGCUACAAAUUGUUCAAAGCUCAAUUGGGUUUUGCGUUUGAGCUUUGAAGAACAGAUAUGGAGAAGCUCAGCUUUGUUAAGAAUGGUGUGCUGAGGUUACCUCCUGGUUUCAGAUUCCAUCCUACUGACGAAGAGCUCGUUGUCCAGUACUUGAAACGGAAGGUGUUUUUGUGUCCCUUGCCUGCUUCAAUCAUCCCGGAGGUUGAUGUUUGCAAGGCCGAUCCUUGGGAUUUGCCAGGUGAUUGGGAGCAAGAGAGGUACUUUUUCAGCACAAGGGAAGCCAAAUACCCAAAUGGGAACAGAUCAAACAGAGCAACUGUCUCCGGUUACUGGAAGGCCACCGGAAUCGACAAGCGAAUCGUAGCUUCCAAGGGCAACAACCAGGUUGUGGGGAUGAAGAAGACUCUGGUUUUCUACGGAGGGAAGCCUCCAAGUGGGACUAGAACUGAUUGGAUCAUGCACGAAUACCGCCUCGCCGGAGCUGAAACAACCGCCACGGUCGCCUCGCCGGAGCUGAAACAACCGCCACUGUCUCCGGAGAAGGACUCUACCCCGAGUUCUAAGGUGCAAUCGGAGAAUUGGGUACUUUGCCGCAUAUUUUUGAAGAAAAGAAGUAGCAAAAAUGAUGAUGAGAUGGUCACACAAUCCGAUAGUUGCAAUAGAGUUCGUAGAGUGAGGAAUGGUAAUCCUGUUUUCUAUGAUUUCAUGGCCAAGGACAAGACUGAUAUGAAGGGUUGCUCUGCUUCGUCGGCUUCGAAUUCGAGUGGAAUCACAGAGGUCUCUGCUCAUGAAUCAGGUGAUCAUGAAGAAAGCAGUAGUUGCAAUAGUUUCUCCUCCUCUUUUAGAAGGAAACCUUAGAUAGAAGACUACCCUCCAUAGUUUCUUGUUUUCCUUGUAUCACUAGUUGAGCUUCCAAAAAAAAUUGAAUAACCAUCACAAAAUAUGAUGUUUGGUCACUCAUUUAGGUGUCUCUCUUCUGCAGAAAGGAAAAAUAUGAGAGAAUUGAGAGGAAAAAGAAAAUCGGCAUCCAAUGUUUUGGGUUAAUUUGGAGAGGAGAAAAUGUCAACAGAUGGUGCUAUUUAUGUACUCAAUCCCCAAAUUUCAGAAUUAGUGGAAAACCCUUCUUACUA